This is a messenger RNA of Sipha flava (yellow sugarcane aphid), 783 nucleotides long. RefSeq names its product dynactin subunit 6 (gene DCTN6-p27). The transcript is spliced from 5 exons. The coding region runs from base 150 to 692 and encodes 180 amino acids. Gene Ontology annotation, molecular function: dynein complex binding. Gene Ontology annotation, biological process: mitotic spindle organization. The record is from RefSeq and is a predicted model, not a curated record. NCBI's taxonomy places the organism in Eukaryota, Metazoa, Arthropoda, Insecta, Hemiptera, Aphididae. Gene Ontology annotation, cellular component: dynactin complex.
UUUGGAGUUAACAUAAUUGUAAAAUAAAUCUAAUUCAAUUUUAAAAUUAUCAAAGAAUUCAAAAAUUUGUGUUCUGGCAAUAUUAUUUAGUUUGUGUAUUGAAUAGUAAAUCUAUAAAAACUGCUUUGGUUCUACACAUUUAUUUGAAAAUGUCAUCUAAGAUUAAAAUUGGUCAACAUGCUAUGGUAUGUAAAGAAAUUAAAGUAAAGGGUCAAGUAAGUUUUGGUGCGUCAACUAUAAUUCAUCCUGGUGUUACGAUAAUAGCUGAAGCUGGACCUAUUGAAAUAGGUGAAAAUAAUAUAAUUGAAGAAUAUGUUAAUAUCAUUCAUAAAUUUCCUUCAGGAGAAGAAAAACCAGAACCUAUAACACUAAAAAUUGGUUCCAACAAUGUAUUUGAAGUAUAUUCAACGAUUGAUGGAGUUAGUAAAAUUGGAGACAACAACAUAUUUGAAUCAAAAAGUUAUGUUGGUCGAAAUUUAUCAAUUGGCAAUGAUUGCAUUAUUGGAGCUGGAUGUCAUUUAACAUCUACUGUGCCGAUUGAAGAUGGUGUUUGUGUGUAUGGUAAAAAUUGUACAAGGCAAAAAGCAUUUUGUAAGCCAUCUGUUCCUGCAGGCCAUCGUGAGUUUCUUACAAAAUUGUUACCAAGUUACCAUCUAUUGAGAAAAAAUAAAAAUCCAGUUGAAGGAAAUUAAUACAUGCAUAAUUUUAAUCAACUGCAUCAUGCACUUACUGUAUUAAUUCUUAAUUAAUUAUUAAUUAAUACAUGUAUUAAUACAUACUGUA